Messenger RNA from Pyricularia grisea, 3323 nucleotides. RefSeq lists its product as uncharacterized. Gene Ontology annotation, biological process: GPI anchor biosynthetic process. The coding region runs from base 226 to 3237 and encodes 1003 amino acids. Lineage: Eukaryota; Fungi; Ascomycota; Sordariomycetes; Magnaporthales; Pyriculariaceae. The transcript has 5 exons. Gene Ontology annotation, molecular function: mannose-ethanolamine phosphotransferase activity. The record is from RefSeq and is a predicted model, not a curated record. Gene Ontology annotation, cellular component: endoplasmic reticulum membrane.
GAAUUAUUUGCGCAAGGUCGCGUUGGCUUGCCUGUGAUCCUGUUGUUGGAUACAUCAUCUUUCCACGGAUAUGGAAUCUUGGUGAAACCCCGCGUUGUUAGUUACAGCAAUAAGCGACCCUGCUAUUCACCUCCCGACGCGCUACAUCGUGUCGACACCACCGUCCGCGACUCGACCAUCAUCUCCAACGCGACUUAGAGCCCUAUAGGGCACGCUGCCGGCGCCAUGUCGAAACGCGGGAGGUUCAUGGCAAUUGCCGUGAUCUUUCACCUUGUGUAUAUAUACUCUAUAUUUGACAUUUAUUUUGUCAGUCCCAUCGUUUCAGGAAUGCGCCUCUUUGAGAUCAACCGAGAACCUUCAAAACCUGCCCCCGCAGAUCGCCUGGUGCUCUUUGUUGGCGAUGGUCUCCGCGCCGACAAGGCCUUCCAAUCUCACCCGGAGCCCUACCCGAAAACCGAUGACGACUUGACCCCGCGCCCGCUCGCCCCCUUCCUACGAUCGCGAGUUCUGGAGCAUGGAACAUUUGGCGUCUCGCACACUCGGGUGCCAACAGAGUCGCGUCCUGGUCAUGUUGCGCUGAUCGCAGGACUCUAUGAAGACGUCUCUGCCGUCAUGACGGGAUGGAAGCUGAACCCCGUCAACUUCGACAGCGUCUUCAACCGCAGCAGGCACACCUGGAGCUGGGGCAGCCCGGAUAUCCUGCCCAUGUUCGAGAAGGGCGCUGUGCCUGGCCGCGUCGACGCGUACAUGUAUGAGGCUGAGGAUGAAGACUUUUCACAGGACGCCACCCACCUGGACUACUGGGUCUUUGACCAUGUGGAGGAGAUGUUUACAGAGGCGAAGCACAACGCUACGCUGGCGGAGGCGCUGAGACAGGACAAGGUCGUCUUCUUUCUGCACCUGCUCGGGCUUGACACGGCGGGGCACUCUUUCCGCCCUUACUCCCCAGAGUACCUGCACAACAUCAAGGUCGUGGACGAGGGCGUCUCCAACAUAACCAGGAUCGUAAACGAGUUCUACGGCGACGACAGGACGGCAUUUGUCUUUACGGCGGAUCAUGGCAUGAGCGAUUGGGGAAGCCACGGUGAUGGUCACCCAGACAACACCAGGACGCCGCUCAUUGCCUGGGGAUCAGGUGUUGCCAAGCCCAAGAUUGCGUCCGGGGAUGCGCCGGCGGCUGGCCACGACGAGUUCUCUUCGGACUGGGGCUUGGACAAGGUCCAGCGCCACGACGUCGCGCAGGCUGAUGUUUCGGCGCUCAUGGCAUUCCUGAUCGGCGUCGAGUUCCCCGCCAAUUCCGUUGGUGAAAUCCCACUCCCGUACCUCACUGCUAGCAACAAGGAGAAGGCCGAAGCCACACUUGUAAAUGCACAAGGGAUUCUGGAAACGUACCGCGUCAAGGAGGAGCAAAAGAAGGGUCAAUCACAAUUGCGUUUCAAACCGUACAAACCCUUGGCUGGCGGGGCGCAAAAUGGCAGCCGUGGGAUAGAGGAGCGCGUCGCAGAUAUCCGCCGACUUAUUGACGGCGGCAACCAUGAGGAGGCUAUUGAAGAGUCGGCCGCGCUGAUCAAAGUGGGACUCGAGGGCCUCCGAUAUCUGCAGACAUACGACUGGGUGUUUCUUAGGGCACUGGUCACUAUCGGGUACCUGGGCUGGAUGACCUAUGCGCUCAUGACUGUCCUGGACAUGCACGUGUUGCACGGCCAGGUGCAGCCCGCGAGGGAUGGCAUGGGCUUGGCUGCUUCUACAGCCGUUCUUGUACUUUUAUACGCAUCCUUCAUCGCCUCCGGCUCACCCCCGACAUACUACGCGUAUGCAUUUUUCCCCGUCUUCUUUUGGGAAGAAGUGUACGCUCGUCGCCAGAGCCUUGUGCAAGGACGUAGGUUGCUGUUCGCCCAUAUAAAACCGGGGGCCAGCCUUGCGUCUUUCUUGCUCAAUGCCACUGUCUAUGUUGCUGUUAUUGUGUCUCUGGCUCAUGGAUACAUCCAUCGCGAGGUCCUCACAGGACUGUUCAUACUUGGUGCUUUCUGGCCGGCAUCUUAUGGCAUCUCAUUCCUGCAGGAACAUGCCAUACUCUCUGGAACGUGGUUUGUAUCUUGUCUGGGCAUGAGCACGUUUACUUUACUCUCGGCCAUCAAAGUAGAGAACCUAGAUCUUAUCCUCAUCGGAGGAGCUCUGAUGACUGCGAUCGGCUUCGCAUACCUGUUGAUGGAGUCCUUCGUUCUGAGGGAUUUCUCCUCCCACACACCACCUCCGGCCAAGAAGCACGUGAAUAGAGCUCUCGUUGGCGCCCAAAUAGGCCUUGUUAUCCUGGCAAUGCUUGUAACACGCUCAACCGUGACAGCCCUGAAGGCCAAGAAAGGUCUUCCUCUGGGCAACCAGGUGGCCGGCCUGUUUGUUCUGACCUCAUCUUUUGUCCUCCCAAUUGCAUACAGGGUUGAGCCCAACAACCAUUACCUCCAUCGUCUGAUGGUUGCCUUCCUAACUUUUGCGCCGACAUUCGUAAUCCUUACAAUUUCAUACGAGGGGCUAUUUUACGUUGCGUUCUGUAUCACACUGGUUGCAUGGGUCCGCCUUGAGCACGCUGGGCAUAUUUACUCCUCGCGACAGGCCGCCGCCGGAAAAAAAGCAAAUGCCAACGGAGCAACGACGGUCGCAGCGGCACAAUCAUCAGAUGCGGCGGGCGCGGCUACGAACGAGUACAGAGCUCUCACGUUAACAGAUGCUCGCGUCGCACUAUUCUUCUUUGUGCUGCUGCAGUCGGCCUUCUUUAGCACGGGCAACAUGGCGUCGGUGUCACAGUUCAGCCUUGAGAGCGUCAACCGGAUCCAGCCGAUAUUCGACCCACUGACGCAAGGUGUACUCUUGACUCUCAAACUCCUGGUACCCUUCGCGAUCUUGUCUGCAAACGUGGGCGUGCUGACCAGGAGGUUGGGCGUGGCGCCUUCGGCACUCUUUAUGCUCGUCAUUGCUGUCAGCGACUUCCUGACGCUCUACUUUUUCUGGGUUGUGAAGGAUGAGGGGUCAUGGCUGGAGAUCGGGUCUACCAUUAGUCACUUUGUCAUCGCGAGCAUGAUGUGCGUUUUUGUGGCACUCCUGGAGGGUGUCAGCACCUUGUUCGUGGCUGGCGUUAAGGUGUCCGAGGAGGGUAGGAGCGGUGGCAGACGUGCUACUGAUGCAAAAUCAGCGCCUGCGAUAUCUAACGGCAAGACGGCUACAAAAGCGAUCGACGGUUGAGCGCUGAAGUUUUAUUGAGUAUCGACAUUUGAAGUUGUUUGUUUUUCUUUCGUUCACAUCUCCGGUACGAAAAACUUCAAUUCGUG